Chenopodium quinoa (quinoa) is the source of this 1332-nucleotide messenger RNA. RefSeq names its product tetratricopeptide repeat protein 33-like. The transcript has 5 exons. The record is from RefSeq and is a predicted model, not a curated record. NCBI's taxonomy places the organism in Eukaryota, Viridiplantae, Streptophyta, Magnoliopsida, Caryophyllales, Amaranthaceae. The coding region runs from base 437 to 1042 and encodes 201 amino acids. Gene Ontology annotation, molecular function: protein binding.
CACUUCGGAGCUUAGCCUACCUUUUUGUUAAUAUCUUCAUUGUUUCUUGAAGCUCUAGUAUUCCUCUGACUGCGUGGAGUAACAAACAGUGUGGAGUUAUUCCACUGGUUAGGGAGUACCAAUGUUUUUUUUUUUUUUUUUUUUUAACAGGUAUCGGGUACCCGAGAUUAGCAAAGUUUGUCUCAUGUCCCGGCCUACAAAACUGCUAUUUUAGUGAGACAGGUACCCGACCCGAAAAAAACAGAAAAUUUAGUCAAUUUUCCAUCGGAUUUUUUGCGGAUUAUCGGAUAAUCGGGUCGGGUUUUUUUUAACACCCCUAAUAAUGGCUAUAAUCUAUUAUGUCUAGUAAAGACUAACAACAACAGAAGUUUGCUAUUUUCUGAAAACCUUGAAUCAAACAGAGCAAAAACAGAAGAGAAUCCCAGAAACAACGAAAAUGAAGAUGACAUGGAAAAAGAAGAGUGGGAGCAAGCGGUUAGCCAUACCUAACCUUCCUUUUGAAAACGAUGAAGAAGAUGAUCAACUUAAACAAGCAAACUCUCCUCCUUCUUCACUCAAUCCCCAAAUUCCCAACAAAACCCUUGAUUCUUCUCUUGCCGGUGCUUUCCAUGAACAAGGAAACAAGCUUGCUGAGGAUGGUAAAUACCGCGAAGCACUUGGAAAGUGGGAGGCUGCUAUUACUUUGAUGCCCGAAAAGGCUGUUUUGCACGAACAGAAGGCUCAAGUAUUACUUGAAGUUGGAGAUUCCUGGGGUGCUUUGAAAGCAGCAACUCGAGCCACUGAAUUGGACCCAUCAUGGGCUGAGGCUUGGACGACCCUUGGUAGAGCACAGCUGAAUUUUGGGGAGCCUGAUAGUGCAAUUGAAACCUUUGACAAUGCUUUGGCCCUUAAGCCUGAAUUAGCUGAGGCACAAGAGGAUAGACAAACUGCUUUACAGCUUGUGAAGAAGAGAAAGCACCUUCACUCAUCAGGUCUAAGCACGGAUAAAUCUCGUUAUGCAGUUGGUGAUGGAGGUGAAGCCAAGCUCCCUGGUUCGGCCUGAAUGUACUGGUUGUAUACUCCACAACAAAAUCCUAAUAUAGCAAGGUAAUGCAAAUUAGAGCAGCUGCUUCAUUCCUGAGAUACCCCAGCUUGUUUGACUGCAGUAGUAGAGUAUUUUGGGUGUACAUAACCAGUUAUCGAGUAUAGUUGUAAUAGACAGAUUAAGGGGCAUACCUAUCUGUCAAAUGUUCAUCUGAUAUUAUAUAACUGAAAUCAAACAUUCUGAUGCAUGUUUCUGUAGGUAACAUCACCUGUAUACUGUGUUGUUCGUAUGUUAUUUCUUUACUCGUA